Darwinula stevensoni is the source of this 633-nucleotide messenger RNA. Lineage: Eukaryota; Metazoa; Arthropoda; Ostracoda; Podocopida; Darwinulidae. The record is from the annotation of a GenBank genome assembly.
GACGAAAACGGGUCAGUAGAGACAGCACUUUUAUCUAUAGAUGGCGAACAAACAUUAAGUUUUGUCGCUUCGUGGAUUGGUACGAUACAAUGGAUAGGCGAAAGCGAAAUACGCAAAGACCAUAAACGAAAGAAUUGGUUUAUUGGCAUUUUUGUAGUGGAAAGUGCUGAUAAUGUUGAAGUUAAGGAUACGGAUAUUUCCUAUCAAGCUAUGCGUAGUUCAGGUGCAGGAGGACAACAUGUCAAUAAGGUCAGUUCUGCGAUCCGAGCAACUCACCUUACUACGGGAAUACAAGUGGUAGCCAUGGAUAGCCGCUCACAACAUCAGAACAAAAAAUUGGCUUACGAACGUCUCUUAGUGAAAAUCCGUGAGAAACAUUUGGAAUCCUUAAAAACCAAUGAAUUGACUCAAUGGAAAAACCAAAUGCAGAUAGAGCGUGGCAAUCCAGCCUUAGAUGCCUAUCCGUACAACCUAGAAGAAGCCAUAGAAUCUCUCGAUUAUGCUUUAUCUGGUGACAACAACAACGCUGCAACACUCUGUCUAUAUGGCAGGGUGUAUGCAGAACAGUUGCAAGAUUAUGCCACUGCAAAAACAUAUUUCCAAGAUGCAUUAGCAGCAGAUAUCAAGGCUGUU